Adineta steineri is the source of this 381-nucleotide messenger RNA. The record is from the annotation of a GenBank genome assembly. NCBI's taxonomy places the organism in Eukaryota, Metazoa, Rotifera, Eurotatoria, Adinetida, Adinetidae.
AUGAGACCACCACGAAUAGUUAAUCGCGGGCGAAUAGCACCGAAAUCGCCUUCACCACCAUCUGAUGUUAGUUCUGGACGAAAUUCAUUUUCAAGUGCAUCAGUUGUCAGUUCAGUUCCAGAUUCAGAACCAGAUCAAAAUACAGUGGAACAAGCUUGUGAAAAACUAGAAGAACCUGUUCAAGCAUCAUCUACAAAGAAAUAUGCACUUUAUACUAUGGGUGCGUGUGCCCUACUACUACUUCUUUUUGCUAUUGGUUUUGGUAUCGGUUAUCCGUUGACAAGAUCUACCCCAUUAGCGCCGACUCCGACUCCUUCAACUACAAUAAAUACAUCAACUGCUACAACUAUUAUGAGUUCUACAACAAGAACUAAAAUGUAA